Messenger RNA from Aspergillus wentii DTO 134E9, 2670 nucleotides. RefSeq lists its product as uncharacterized. NCBI's taxonomy places the organism in Eukaryota, Fungi, Ascomycota, Eurotiomycetes, Eurotiales, Aspergillaceae. The record is from RefSeq and is a predicted model, not a curated record. The coding region runs from base 1 to 2670 and encodes 889 amino acids. The transcript has 2 exons.
AUGUCGGAUAAAAUGGAGCUCGAUACUCCAACCACACGCGACCCUCGUCUCGCCAGCCGCCCACCAAUGCUUCCUCCUUCCAGACAAAACUCGCUAGAUAAUUUAAACAGUUUACCCAGCGCUUCGAAUACCCCACCUUCAAUUUUACAGCCUGCGGAUCCUCAGCCACGUCAAAGUGAUAGUUCCCCCGCUGAUCAAUUCAUUCAAGCUAUCUCGGGUCUUGUACAGGCAGCUGUCACAACGUCUAAGAAUAACUCAGAAAGGGAGAGAUUGCAGAAGAGGAAGGAGACGACGGAUGGCCUCCUCAAGAGAGCCAAUGCUCAGUCGUCAAAUUUCCCCACCACGGCUGCGUUCUUCCAGUCACAUAAGAAUAAUGAAGAUGUUGAUCUGGGACGCAUCGAUAAUGCUAUUCGACAGCAUAUUUCAAAUUAUCGCCAGCUUGAGAACAGUCUUAAGGCCAAAUGGGGUUUAUUACAAGGCCAGUCCCAAUCAGAGGACACGAACAAGCUGGAGCCUGAAAUCCAAAAUUUGAAAAAGGAGGUUGAGUCGGCAAAGGCCGAGUCUUCAAAGCUCAGUGGUAAUAAUCAGUCAUUGACCAGAGAGGUUACGACACUUCAAGGCAGAGCGACUUUUCUGGAAAAAACUAUAACAAGACACGUUACCAAUCUAAACACGCUGUCAAGAGAUGUCAAAAACAAUCAGACCCGCUUCGAAUCACUCGUCUCUAAUCUAUCAAAGGACAAGGCAUCUUUACAGGACCCACAAGUUGUGGCCCAGCAAGUACGAGCAGAUAUCGACGACUUGAAUGGAAAACAUACAAAACUGAGUGAAGAAGUUGACCCCUUGCUAAAAUCUCAAACAAAAUCCCCAAGUGUUGCCAAUGUGGAGACACUUGAGAAAAAAGUGGACAACUUUGGCCACCGCUUGGAUUCCCUGGAAAAGACGAAACCUGCUGCUUCAGAUGUUGCUAGAAGGGAUGCUGACUCUGAACUCAAGAGUGAAUUGAAUGACAUGGACUCGCGGGUCAAGAAUCUGGAGACGGAUCGGCAUUCCCACAUAAAGUUGGAAGACGUGGACUUGCGGUUUAAAAAGUUGGAAGCCAAUAUUGCCAAAUCCCUACACAAUCCCAGCCAAAGUCAAAGUCAAAGUCAAGCUAUUCAAGGUUUGCAGUCCCGAGUGAGAGUUCUGGCUGAGCACUUGGAAGAUCUUGAGCGCGUGAAGGGAGCGUCAGAUGAUAUUCUUAUUGGCGAGAUGGAGAAGCUCGAAAAGAGAGCAGGGGAAAAAGACGACCAAUUCAAGUCAUUGACUGAGGAACUGACUGUUCUGAAACAAGAUUAUGGCCAUAUCGCAGAUAAAAUAAAAGAUCUGGACCAAAAAGAGGAUGUCAUGGCUCUCUCUGGAUCGCUACUAGGCACACAGCGUGUACUUGAAAGUGUCAAGAUUGGGUUGCAUUCUCUAGAAACACGGUAUAACAAUCUGUCCACGGAGCCUAUUGUGAAGAACAUGGUUGUUGCUAUGCAAGAGAUGUACCCAUCUGCAGGUCAAUUAACAGAGCAGGUGGCAGCUCUAAAAGCACAGCUAGAAGCUCUAGAUCAGAGACAGAGUGGCCAGUUGAUGGACGUUAACAAGGAUAUCAAGUCUCAAUCAGAGGAGUCCAACCGAUUGAGGAACGACCUGACUACGCUACACCACUCACUUGGAGAAGUUUGGAAACAAGCUAAUAACUCAGGCCUUGGGCAACAGCAUUACCAACAGCUCCAUGGCAACAUUUUAUCCUUGUACCAAAAGUUUGAGGACCAUACUGCCAAAAUGAAAGAGCAACUAGAGUCCAAAGAUACAUCGGAUGAGGAUCUGCGGCAAAACCUGAAUCAAGAACGAGAUAGCUUGAGAAAUCAAGUUCAGAGCAUAGCUGACAAGCUUAAAGCAUUCGCCAAUGAACUUGAUGAGACUAAAUCUGCCCAUACGAGCAGCAAAGACGCAACAAAAGCUGAUAUCAUGGCCUUAAUCAAUCGCACCAACGGCUUGGAAAAAGUCAUAUCCAACAACGGUCAGCUUGUUGAUCGUAUUAGUCGCUUGGAAAAUUCUACAUCCAAUGACGAACUGGUUGAGCGUAUCACUCGCCUGGAAGACCCUACAUCCAACCACCAACUGGUUGACCGCAUUGGCCGCCUAGAGGCUUUUACAUCCCAUGAUCAACUCAUUGUUCGUAUCAAUCGUCUCGAAGAAGACUACCAGGCAUUGCUGGAGCAAUUUGAAAACACCAAAAAGGCAAUAGAAUCGAGCACACAGGAGGCCUCCUUCGCCCUCGCUGAACAAACAGAGAUAGCAGAAUCGCCAGUGCCGAAAUACGAAGGAACCCCUAUCGGUUCAGAUACGCCCAACGUCGAACAGCCAAUUGAAGAGCCCUGCACUGUGGAUCCCAGCAUUGCCGAGUCCAACAAUGCGGAUUUCAAUAAUGUGGAGCCCGCGUCCACCCCAGGGCCUGCGGUGAAGAAGAAGAAUAAGAAGAAGCGCCCCCGCCUGUCAGGUGUAACAUCAGAGGAUGAACGGACCAAUUCUCCAACCCCGGCAGCCAUUGGAAUUGAUGGGUCUUUGCCAGAGAGGAAGAAGCCAAAGAAAAAGAAGAAGCGAAAGACGAACAAUCAAUCGGAACCUAUUACGAUUGACUAG